Entrophospora sp. SA101 is the source of this 456-nucleotide messenger RNA. The record is from the annotation of a GenBank genome assembly. Lineage: Eukaryota; Fungi; Glomeromycota; Glomeromycetes; Entrophosporales; Entrophosporaceae.
AUGUCUAUUGACCCUAAAAAAUAUCCAGAUAUUCGUCGUCGGGCUUUGGAAGGGAAAAUAAAGAAGAAUUUAGACCGUAGGCGAAACCAAUUAGCAGAAUUGAAUGAAGAACUAGAAAAAGAAAAUCAAAAAGUUAAUCAGGAGUUAGAAAAAGAUACUCAUUAUCCAUUGCGAAAAAAACUAAUCGAAAAGUUGCCAUUAGAUAAAAGAGAAAAUAAUAAUUUUGUUAGCGAACUGAUUGAAUGCUUUCUUAAAUUAAAUAAAGACAUCCCUGAUUGGAGUUUACGGGAGGAAGAAAGAAGAAAAGCCCGCAAAGAAGUUGAUGAAAAAACUAAAAAAUAUUUUAGAGAAAAAAUGCCUCAAAAGGAAAGAGAGGAGUUAAUUUCACUUUUAGAAAAUUAUUUUCUGAGCGAAUAUUAUUCUUUUCAAGAAAAGAGAGGUAAAGGAGGGAAAUAA